AUGUUUUACGAGGGAACUCUCCAGGACGGCAUCUCAACCGCUGUCGGCCAGCAGAAGCUUGUUCUGUGCUUUGUAACAGAUGAGACCGAUGAGAGCACGCAAUGGGAAAAUGAGUUCCUGGCCGAUGAAACGCUGAGCGACUUGCUCGAUAAGCACGCUGUUGCUCUCCGCCUCAAGGCUGGGUCCGAGGAAGCCGGGUAUCUAGCUCAGAUCUUUCCCCUGCCACGGACUCCCACUAUUGUUAUUAUCAAGAAUGGAGAUUUGAAGGAGUAUAUCACACCAGGAAUUAGCAAGGAGGACUUCGUGCGGAGAGUUCAGACUGCUUUCAGCUCCAUAUCUGGAGCUGCAGCUGCAGCUCAACCAGCACCAGCACCAGCGCAACCCAGCCCACCACAGCCCCAGUCAGAGACCCCCGCAGCACCACAACAGAGCUCAUCACCAACAGCGACCCAUGCAGCGUCUGAGAAUGUCCGUCGGAUUUUAGCUGAGAGAGCUGCUAGACUGCAGAUACAGAAGGAGGAGAACGAGCGCAAGGUCAAAGAGGAGCGCGCGAGGACAAAAGAGAAGGCCAAGGCUGAAGCUGAAGCUGGCAUGAACACGGACAACGCGAGGGCUCACAAGGCAGCAGAGGCAGUCAAGAAGAAGAGACAGCAAGACCAAGAUGAGAGAGCGCGGAUCCUCAAGCGCAUUGAAGAUGAUAAACUGGAGCGUCGCAUGCGCGCUGAAGAGCGUGAGAGGCAGCGAAGUGACAGUCUCAAGGGCGGCGACGUCGCAUCAUCCUUGGUGAAUGCGCCGCAGACAAAGCUUGCAUCUUCGACCAAGACUGGUGGAAUGACGGCUCUUCAAGUACGUCUCUUUGAUGGAUCAACGUUGAGAUCACGCUUCAAGACGAAUGCGCACCUUAAGGAGAUUCGAAAGUGGGUGGAUCAGAACAGAACCGAUGGUACACAGCCGUACACAUUCAAGCAGGUACUCACCCCUCUACCGAACAAGAACAUCGACGAGACCGAGGAGGAUAAGGCUGUUGGAGAGCUUGGCCUCUCCCCCUCGUCGACGCUGGUACUCAUACCUGUCACCAAAUUUACGACUGCCUACGACAACUCACAGGGUAUUGUAUCGAGGUUCAUUGGUUUCAUCCUGAGCAUUUUCUCUUGGUUUCUGAGUCUAUUUGGAGCUGGUCAAGAACGUACUGGACACCGAGAGUCUACAGAGGAUGAUACGCCAGUCAGUUCUCGGGAGCAGUCCCGAAUUCGAGGUUUCCAAAACCAGAGGGACCAGCAAAGAGAUCAGCAAUUGUACAAUGGAAAUUCGUUGAACUUUGAGCCACGACCAGAAGAGGAGGAAAAGGACAAUUGA
Fusarium sp. VM40 is the source of this 1356-nucleotide messenger RNA. The record is from the annotation of a GenBank genome assembly. NCBI's taxonomy places the organism in Eukaryota, Fungi, Ascomycota, Sordariomycetes, Hypocreales, Nectriaceae.